Manihot esculenta (cassava) is the source of this 1502-nucleotide messenger RNA. Its product is annotated as probable xyloglucan endotransglucosylase/hydrolase protein 26. The record is from RefSeq and is a predicted model, not a curated record. Gene Ontology annotation, molecular function: hydrolase activity, hydrolyzing O-glycosyl compounds; xyloglucan:xyloglucosyl transferase activity. NCBI's taxonomy places the organism in Eukaryota, Viridiplantae, Streptophyta, Magnoliopsida, Malpighiales, Euphorbiaceae. The coding region runs from base 400 to 1284 and encodes 294 amino acids. Gene Ontology annotation, biological process: cell wall biogenesis; xyloglucan metabolic process. Gene Ontology annotation, cellular component: cell wall; apoplast. The transcript is spliced from 6 exons.
CACGACAUUUGCCCUUCUCCUACUGCAACCGCGUCUCGGCUUACAGCUAGACCCAACCCAUCAUCUUCAUCCUCCCAUUCUCUGCCAUGCACAGUCCCAUCAAACAUUCUACAUGAAGCCGUGUGUUUGCUUCAAUUUUAAAUCAAGAUCUAUUUAAAAAUCCAAACCAAACUGAAAUUUGAGUAUAAUUUUCUAUUCAGAUUCGGUUUUCCCAACUCAUUUUUGGACAUCAUCUUCAUGGAGAGCAUAACUUGGCACCCAAUUAGCCUAGGCAUAAGAUUUCAUCUUGGCAAGGCUUAUUUGCUGGCUGCAAGUAUUUAUAUUUGAAGCAACCACAGGACUUUGUACCCAAGGACCCCAUUUCAACUCCAAGGAUUCGGCAAAACCAUAGAAGCAAAGAUGAAAAUUUCAGGGAGUUCAAGAACUUUGUUAGCAGCUCUAUUCGUCUUCCUAACAGCAUUUGAUCUGAGUCCAGUUGAUGCCAACUUCGUGAAGAGCAUGUAUUUCUACUGGGGAGCUCAGCAUUCUACAGUUCUGGGAACUGGAGAUGAGCUUCAACUUGUAUUGGAUCAAACAUCAGGGUCUGGUAUUAAAUCAAAGCGAUCAUUCCUGUUUGGUAGCGUUCAGAUGUUAAUCAAGCUGGUACCUGGAAACUCAGCUGGAACAGUCACUGCCUACUAUGUAUCUUCUGGUGGGGAUAGACAUGAUGAGAUAGACUUUGAGUUCUUAGGUAAUGUUUCAGGCCAACCAUAUAUCAUUCACACAAACAUCUACACUCAAGGAAAUGGAAGCAGGGAGCAGCAAUUCUAUCCCUGGUUUGACCCAACUGCAGACUUCCACAACUACACUAUUCAUUGGAACCCUUCAGAAAUUGUGUGGUAUGUUGACAGUGUGCCCAUCCGUGUUUUCCGUAAUUACGAGAGUGAAGGAAUUGCUUAUCCAAACAAACAAGGUAUGAGGGCAUACUCCAGCCUAUGGAAUGCUGAUAACUGGGCAACUAGAGGGGGGCUGGUUAAGAUUGAUUGGAAUAGUGCGCCUUUCAUAGCAAGAUACCGCACUUUUAGGGCAAGGGCUUGCAAGUGGAAUGGACCAGUCAGUAUCAGUGAAUGUGCUUCAAUUACUCCUGCUAACUGGUGGACAUCACCAACAUACAGUCAGUUGAGUUAUGCAAAACAAGGUCAAAUGAAGUGGGUAAGAGACAACUACAUGAUCUAUGACUACUGCAAGGAUUUUAAAAGGUUCAAUGGACAGAUGCCACCAGAAUGUUUUAAACCACAGUUCUAAAAUGAUGGGACCUGGUUCCAGAAGAAGACAAAUGAUGAAGCAGCUCCAGUUUCUCCUCCCACUAUCUACGUACAAGAUAACAACCGAGAAAUAAAAUUUUCAUGGUUCUUUGUGUUUCAAUCAUAUUGAUUUCAUUCUUCCUUUCGUGUUUCAGUUACACAAAUUUGUUGUUUUCAUUCAAAAUUUUCAAUUAAUACAACAUAGUGAUUGAAUAUAAA